ACGUCAAAUUGUCAAAUGUUGUGUUGACGAAAAAUGUUUGGCGUUGGCGCGAAGUAUCAUCGAAAAAUCCAUAAUUCCUUAUUGUUUUUGUGAAUUAAAGACGUUACUCCCGUUCAUACUUGAUAAUUGCCGCUGUUUAUAAUUUGAACAAUGCCAGCUUUCCUAAGAUUUAUUGACAUGGAGAACUUCAAGUCCUACCGCGGACGCCACCGCAUAGGACCUCUGAAAUCUUUUACCGCCGUUGUGGGGCCCAAUGGCUCAGGUAAAUCUAAUUUCAUGGAUGCUGUGAGUUUUGUGAUGGGAGAGAAGACUUCACUGCUGCGAGUGAAACGGCUUAGUGACCUCAUCCACGGGGCCUCCAUCAAUAAACCAGCAUCCAGGAGUGCAUCAGUGACUGCCACAUUUGUGCUGGAAGACAUGACAGAAAAGCAGUUCCAGAGGUCUGUCAUUGGACAGUCCUCGGAUCACAAAAUUGAUGGACAGUCAGUGUCAGUGAGUCAGUAUCUGGCUGAGCUGGAGAAGCUGGGCAUCAAUGUGAAGGCGAAGAACUUCCUGGUGUUCCAGGGCGCUGUAGAGAGCAUCGCCAUGAAGAACCCUAAGGAGAGGACUGCUCUAUUUGAGGAGAUCAGUGGGUCAGGUGUGCUGAAGGAGCAGUACGAAGCGUGCCGCGCGGAGGUGAACCGCGCUGACGAGGAGGCGCAGUUCUCCUACCAGAAGAAGAAGGGAGUGGCCGCCGAGAGGAAGGAGGCCAAGUACGAGAAAGACGAGGCCGAGAAGUAUACUAGGCUGAAAGAGGAACUGCAACAACAAAGAGUGGAACUGCAACUCUUUCACCUUUAUCACAAUGAGAAAGACAUUCAGAAUGCUGAGGAGGAUCUACAGCACAAGCAGUCAGAGCUUGCCAAAGUGGAGAAGAAGAGACAGAAGGCAGAGGAUGCUCUCAAGGAUAAGAAGAAAGAAUCUGGCGCAGCGCAGCGGGAGCUCGCCAAGAUAGAGCAGGAGAUCAGAGAAGUGGAAGCGGAGAUAUCCAAGAAGCGGCCGACGUUCAUCAAGGCCAAGGAGCGCGUGACGCACACGCAGAAGAAGCUGGAGGGCUCCAUCAAGACGCUGGAGCAGGCGCGCAAGGCGCACGAGGCGCACCAGGCCGACAUCAGAAAGCUGGAGGAGGAACUGCGUCAAAUCGAGGAGCAGAAGGCGGAGUGGGAGGCCACCAUCACCGGCUCCAGCCUCUCGCGCGCCGACGUGCACCUUGAGGAGGCCCAGAUCCGGCAGUACGAGGACCUGAAGAUGGAGGCGUCCCGGCAGGCGGCGCGCUACCUGCAGGACCUGGACUCCGUCAACCGUGAGCAGAAGGCCGACCAGGACCGCCUCGACAACGAGAUGCGCCGCAAGGGCGAGCUCGAGAACAAGCACCGCCAGAAGGGUCACGAGCGGAACGAGGCGAUGAAGCGCGUGGAGAAGCUGAACGAGCACAUCAAGAGCUCGGAGCAGGCGCUGGAGGAGCAGAAGAGGCUGCGGGCUGAGUUGCAGGCCGACGUGGGGUCGUGCCGCGGGCGCGCCGCCGCGCUGCAGGAGGCUCUAGAGGACGUGGCGUCCCAGCUGGGAGACGCUCGCGUCGACAAGCACGAGGAGGCGCGCAGGAAGAAGAAGCAGGAGAUCGUCGAGAACUUCAAGCGGGAGAUUCCGGGAGUGUACGACCGCAUGAUCAACAUGUGCCAGCCCACGCACAAGCGCUACAACGUGGCCAUCACCAAGGUGCUGGGCAAGUACAUGGAGGCCAUCGUGGUGGACACGGAGAAGACGGCGCGCCGCUGCAUCCAGGUGCUCAAGGAGCGCAUGCUGGAGCCCGAGACCUUCCUGCCGCUCGACUACAUCCAGGCCAAGCCGCUGCGCGAGAGGCUCCGAGACAUAAAGGAGCCGAAGAACGUGAAGCUGCUGUUCGACGUGCUGCGCUUCGAGCCGCCCGCCAUCCACCGCGCCGUGCUGUUCGUCACCAACAACGCGCUCGUGUGCGAGACGCCCGAGGACGCGUCGCGCGUCGCCUACGACCUCGACCGCACCAAGAACAGCCGCUACGACGCGCUGGCGCUGGACGGCACGUUCUACCAGAAGUCGGGCAUCAUCUCGGGCGGCUCGCUGGACCUGGCGCGGAAGGCAAAGCGCUGGGACGAGAAACACCUGUCACAGCUCAAAGCUAAGAAGGAGAAACUGACUGAGGAGCUGCGCGAGUCCAUGAAGAAGUCGCGCAAGGAGUCGGAGCUCACCACCGUGGACUCGCAGAUCCGCGGCCUGGAGUCGCGCCUCAAGUACGCGCUCACCGACCGCGACACCACGUUAAAACAAAUAAAGACACUAGACGCUGAACUGGCGGAGUUGGAGCGCAGAAUGGAUAUGUUCGGGCCCCAAAUCGAAGAGAUCGAGCGCACGAUCUGCGCGCGCGACGCCAAGAUCCAGGAGAUCAAGGAGAACAUGAACAACGUGGAGGACGUGGUGUUCCGCGGCUUCUGCAGGGACAUCGGCGUGGCCAACAUACGGCAGUACGAGGAGCGCGAGCUGCGCGCGCAGCAGGAGCGCGCCAAGAAGCGCAUGGAGUUCGAGGCGCAGAUCGACCGCAUCGCCUCCAACCUGGAGUUCGAGCGCUCGCGCGACACGCAGAAGAACGUGACGCGCUGGGAGCGCACCGUGCAGGACGGCGAGGACGAGCUGGAGGUGAGCCGCCAGGCGGAGGCCAAGCAGCGCCAGGACAUCGACCGCGAGCUGCGGCGCGCCGACGCGCUCAAGGCGGAGCGCACCGCCUCGCGCGCCGCGCAGGACAAGGCGGAGGAGGCCGUGUCGGCGGCGCGCAAGGAAGUGACGAGCAUUCAGAAGGACAUCCAGUCGAUCCAGAAGCAGAUCGCGAGCAUCGAGUCGCGCAUCGAGAGCCGCCGCAGCGACCGCCACAACGUGCUGCGCCAGUGCAAGAUUGACGACAUCGCGAUCCCGCUGCUGGAGGGCAGCCUCGACGACACAACGGAAGGCGAGUCUGAGACUUCCUCGCUAUCCAGUGCGGCGCUGCAUCGCCGAGACUCGAGGAUCCGCGUGGACUACCGCUCGCUGAGCGACGCGCUGAAGGAGCUGGAGGAGGCGGACGAGAUCAAGCGCAAGGCCGACAAGCUGCAGAAGGCCAUCAACACGCUGCAGAACACCGUCGACAAGAUCCAGGCGCCCAACAUGCGGGCGAUGCAAAAAUUAAACGAAGUUCGUGAAAAAGUGAACGCAACCAACGAGGCGUUCGUGGCGGCGCGGAAGCGCGCGCACAAAGCUAAGCUAGCCUUCGAAAAGGUGAAAAAGGAACGUCACGACAAAUUCGUAGACUGUUUUGAGCACGUCUCUAAUGAGAUCGACGCUAUCUAUAAGGCCCUCGCCAUGAACCAGUCGGCGCAGGCGUUCCUCGGCCCGGAGAACCCCGAGGAGCCGUAUCUGGACGGAGUGAACUACAACUGCGUGGCGCCCGGCAAGAGGUUCCAGCCGAUGUCCAACCUGUCCGGAGGGGAGAAGACCGUGGCUGCGCUCGCGCUGCUCUUCGCUAUACACAGGUGCGUUGCGUCGCCAUGCACCCGUCGCACCGGAGCACCCCGAGGAGCCGUAUCUGGACGGAGUGAACUACAACUGCGUGGCGCCCGGCAAGAGGUUCCAGCCGAUGUCCAACCUGUCCGGAGGGGAGAAGACCGUGGCUGCGCUCGCGCUGCUCUUCGCUAUACACAGCUACCAGCCGGCGCCGUUCUUCCUGCUGGACGAGAUAGACGCGGCGCUGGACAACACCAACAUCGGCAAGGUGGCGUCGUUCAUCCGUUCCAAGAAGGGCUCGCUGCAGACCAUCGUCAUCUCGCUCAAGGAGGAGUUCUACGGCUGCGCCGACGCGCUCGUCGGCAUCUGCUCAGAGCCCGCAGACUGCCUCGUCAGUGACGUCAUAACGCUCAGCCUUGGAAACUACCCCGACUAGACUAAGUUAAUUUAUUUUGUUAUUAUAAUAGUUACUGUAUUACGUUAGUUUUGUUAUUAUAAUAGUUAGUUACAUAUAUUGAUUGCUUGGCAAUCUUGAUUGUUUGAUGCAUUGACUCUUUCUUGUAACCUGUGUAAGGCUCGGAUAUGUAUAAGAUUUUUAAAACUUAAUGCCACUUUUGCAAUCCAUUAGGGGUGGAGUUUUGAAGUUUGACGGAGUUAUAAUGUUAAUUUUAUUUUUCAAUAUAUUUUGGUUAUUUGAAAUUCGGGUAACAGUAAUCCAUAUCCAGUCUCUCAAUUUUGAAUAUUGAAUUGUAACCAUAAUGGUACCGCUAGGCUAAAAAAACGUUAUCAUUUUGAAAUUACUUGAGUUUUGUAUAAUGAGUAAUUUGCAUCAAAUCUUGUACGUACUUUACACAUUUUAACUACAUUUUUAUGAUUUUUAGACUUACAAAGUUAAUAUUUUUUUAUUCUAAGACUGCUAUAAACUAUAAACAUGUAUGAGUAGGAUAUUUGUGGUGUAUAAUAACAACAAUGUGGGUUCUAUAUCGAGCUCUUUAUUUACAAUAAAAUAUAUAUCUUACAAUACAUA
This is a messenger RNA of Bicyclus anynana (squinting bush brown), 4573 nucleotides long. RefSeq names its product structural maintenance of chromosomes protein 1A (gene SMC1). The coding region runs from base 151 to 3945 and encodes 1264 amino acids. Gene Ontology annotation, molecular function: DNA binding; ATP hydrolysis activity; protein binding. Gene Ontology annotation, cellular component: chromosome; nucleus; cohesin complex. The transcript is spliced from 27 exons. The record is from RefSeq and is a predicted model, not a curated record. Gene Ontology annotation, biological process: sister chromatid cohesion. Lineage: Eukaryota; Metazoa; Arthropoda; Insecta; Lepidoptera; Nymphalidae.